Molecule: messenger RNA, 3364 nt
Organism: Hippopotamus amphibius kiboko
Lineage: Eukaryota; Metazoa; Chordata; Mammalia; Artiodactyla; Hippopotamidae
Product: adenylate kinase isoenzyme 1-like
Exons: 5
Coding region: 2708-3082 (124 amino acids)
Source: RefSeq, a predicted model, not a curated record
CGGCAAUCAAUUCAUUCAUGGUUUCUUUAGUACUUGUUUGGUUAUUUCUUACAUUUAUGUCUCUGAUCCAUUUGGAACAUAAUCUACUUUGGGAGAUUUGGUAAGGAUUCCGAACGGUGAAUCCAGUUGUCCCUGCACCAUUUAUUUAGAAGUCCGUCUUUGGCCAUUGACUUGAGAUGGCACCCCAGCCAUAUACCAACUUUCCAUAUUCACCUGAUUCUAUUUCUGGACUUUCUAUUCUGUUCCAGGGGUCUGUCUGUCCACUUGUGCACUGUUUUAAGGAUGGCUGCUUUACUCUGUUUUGAUAUCUGGUAGGUUGGAUGCUUCCUCUGCCCCCUCACCCCCCCAUUUGCUUUUUUUUGCCUUGUUUUUCCUGGAUAUUCCUGCUUAUUUUUAUUUUUUAAAAUACACUUAUUUAUUCAUUUUUAUUUUUGACUGUUUUGGGUCUUCGUUGCUGCUCACAGGCUUUCUCUAGUUGUGGAGAGCGGGGGCUACUCUUUGUUACAGUGCAUGGGCUUCUUGUUGUGGUGGCUUCUCUUGUUGCAGAGCACGGGCUCUAGGCGUGUGGACUUCAGUAAUUGUGGCACACAGGCUCAGUAGUUGCGGCUCUCAGGCUCUAGAGCACAGACUCAGUAGUUGUGGCACAUGUGCUUAGUUGCUCCGUGGCAUGUGGGAUCUUCCUGGACCAGGGCUCAAACCUGUGUCCCCUGCAUUUGCAGGAGGAUUCUCAACCACUGUGCCACCUGGGAAGUGCAUUCCUGCUUAUUUUUGUAGUUGAAUGUUAGAAUCAACCCAUCUCCACCAAAAAAAAAAAUAUCACAUUUGGAUCACGCUAAGAUUAUAAACUCAUUUAGGAACCUUUUGGUUCCUUUGUAAUGUUGAGUCUUACUACCCAAGAACAUGUAUCUCUUCCUUUUGUUCAAGUCUCUUUUGAGUCACUUAGGAAUAUUUUACUUACGUUUUCCCUAAGGACCUUUCUUAAAGACAUUGCACAUUUUUGGGAAAAGUUUUGCCUUAGAGUUUUAUAUAUUUUUUGUUGUUGCUGCUUAUAAUGUUACUGUAAAUGGGGGCUUCUUUCUUCUAACUGGUGAUUUUCAUAUACAUGUAGGCUAUUGACUUCUGUAUGUUAAUACUACAUCCUCUUACUUCAUCAAAUUCUCUCGUCUGUACUAGUUUGUUGAUUUUCUUGAGUUUUCCAGAAAUAUAAUCACACCAUCUGCAAACAGACAUGAUUUUAUCUCCUCCUUUCCAAUUCGGGUUCCUCCCAUUGUUUUCUUUUAUCUCAUGGCUUUAGCUAAUCCUCUCAUACCUUACUAUGUCAUAAUGGCAAGAGUGGGCAAUUUUAUCUUAUUCCCAACUUUAGUGGGAAAGCAAGUUUCCAUUACAUAAGAUGCUGGCUGAGGAUAUAUUUAUCAAUUUCUAGAGUUGUUUUUUUUUUUAAAUCGGGAAUGCAUGAAUUUUUUUAAAUUAAUUAAUUUAUUUAUUUUAUUGGCUGUGUUGGGUAUUCAUUGCUGCACACGGGCUUUCUCUAGUUGCGGCGAGCGGGGGCUACUCUUCAUUGUGGUGCGUGGGCUUCUCAUUGCGGUGGCCUUUCUUGUUGCAGAGCACAGGCUCUAGGCGUGUGGGCUUCAGUAGUUGUGGCACAUGGACUCAAUAGUUGUGGCUCAUGAGCUCUACAGUGCAGGCUCAACAGUUGUGGCACAUAGGCUUAGUUGCUCUGUGGCAUGUGGUAUCUUCCUGGGGCAGGGCUUGAACCCGUGUCCCCUGCAUUGGCAGGCAGAUUCUUACCCACUGCACCACCUAGGAAGUCCCAAGGGAAUGCAUGAAUUUUGUCAUUUGAAUUGCUUUUUCUGUGUUUAUGACGAUUCUCAUAUGACUUUUUCUUUACUUAAGAUUUUAACACAAUAAACUAUAUCAAACCAUCCUUGCUUUCCUGGAAUGAAUCCCACUUGGUUCUGUUUUUUGUUUUUUUUGGCUGCACUGGGUCUUCUUUGCUGUGUGUGGGCUUUCUUGGGCUUUCUCUAGUUGUGGUGAGCAGGCUUCUCAGUGCAGUGGCUUCUCUUGUUGCGGAGCACGGGCUCUAGGCAUGUGGGCUUCAGUAGUUGUGGUGCAUGGGCUUAGUUACUCUGCAGCAUGUGGGAUCUUUCUAGACCAGGGCUCAAACCCGUGUCCCCUGCAUUGGCAGGCGGAUUCUUAACCACUGUACCACCAGGGAAGUGCCGUUGUUUUUUAAAGUGCUGACAGAUUCGAUUUUGCAAGGAAGUUCUGGAGGAACUAGGAGGAGGUGUGGUUCACAGUGGGUGGUCUUGGAGAUCCAGGGAGGUCUUCCUGGAGUAGAGGGCAAAGUGGUGGUGUGGGUAGUGGUAAGCUAGGAACUCUGGUACUUUCUCCAGUGAAAAUGUCUGGGCAAGAGGAAGGCAAGGAAAAACUGCUUAAAUCCAUCUUAAAAGGAAUAUUUCAACCUAAAUACCCAUCAGCGAGAAACCAGUUAAGUAAAUUUUGACACAUCCAAACAAGAGAAUAUCAUAUAGUGAUUAAAAAGAACCGGGAACUUCCUCGUGUGCCAAUAUACAACCAUCUCCAGCUUACGAAGUGAACAAAAUGAAGGGCAAUCAAUGUCUUUCCCAUUUGUAUUGAAAAGGAGGAAAAAGAACAUCGUAACCAGGUGGGCCGCGCCCCCAACCUUGUCAUCGUGUUUGACUGCUCCAUGGAGACGAUGGUGCAGAGGGCGCUGCGCCAGGGCCAGGUGGAGCGCCGGGCGGACGACUGUGAGGUGGCCAUCUACCAGCGCCUGGAAACACACUACACCCUGUGUGAGCCCAUCCUGACCUUCUACCAGCAGAAGAACCUGCUCCGAAACAUCUUGGCAGAAGCAGCUCCAGAAAACAUUUUUGCCAAGUGCUGCUCUGUCAUCGAACGCCUGAAGGGCAGGUCCCUAACAAACCUGGAAGGUCAUGGGGGCCGUGAACAGCCCCACCUGGAGGUGGCAGCUGUUGCCGCUCCGGCCACUCACACCUGUGGGCCCAGCCACCUAGGUUCUGAGCGUGACACCUGGUUUUUCGGUGCUGGUAUUCAACCCUAAAUCCCAGAGGAACGCUCCAGGCAAACACUAUGCCUCAAGAUUACUGUCCCUGGGCCAGACAGCUCAAGUGGCCCCUCAGACCACUGUCCCAUCUCCUGUCCUCAUCCUUAGGCUGCCACCAACCACCGGAACGGACGCCAUUCAACAGAGAUUUAGUUCUCGCUAUCUUCUAUGGCUGGCUCAACAUGAAGGAUCCCAAUUUUGAAAGAAAAAAAGCAUGUGAGACACACAGAAUGAGCGAGAGAGCGAGAGCCCGGCACCGCCUGUGCCGCGACCUCCAAG